Molecule: messenger RNA, 1134 nt
Organism: Lachancea nothofagi CBS 11611
Lineage: Eukaryota; Fungi; Ascomycota; Saccharomycetes; Saccharomycetales; Saccharomycetaceae
Source: the annotation of a GenBank genome assembly
AUGAAGCCGCCAGCGCCUUUAAACGAUGAAAGGUUUGUCGCUAAGAAACAUCAGAAAUUUCUGGAGCGGCAUUUGCACAUCUUACCCUCCAAGUUCCAAGAUAAUGAGCCCAAUAAGCUCGCCAUAGUAUCGUAUGCGCUGUUGGGUUUGAGCAUUCUCGGUGUUGAUAUUUCAAAAAAAUACAAAGGCAGUACAGAGUACUUAAAGAAACACUACCAGGAAGUAGAGAAUGAGAUUGGCUACGUUGCUGGAUUUGUCCCAAGCAUUUCAACGCAUGUGAAAGGUGUGCCAUCUCUUAGUUUAACAAGUACACUCUUUGGAAUUUGGAGUUUAGCGUGUCUCGUUAACGCAGAUAGAUUGUUCGAAAUUAUAGAUCGCGAAAAAGUGUGCCAAUUUGUGGCUCAAUGUCAAGUGUCUGACAAUGGUCUGUUUGUAUCAAGUUUUGAUGUGACUCCUCCGAAACCUCUCCAUUAUUCCUCAAUCGAUCCAACGGAUCUCAGACAUACAUAUGUAGCCAUUGCUAUCCUCUAUCUGAUGGGCUGUCGAACCUCCACUGACUUCAGUAGAUAUAUUUCUUUGGACGGUGUUCUCGAGUUUAUCAAGCAACAGGCUUGCCCUCAGGGCGGGUUUGGUCAGUAUUUCGAACCCCAUGCAGGGUUCACAUCAUGCGCUCUUUCGAUACUCAAAUUGAUCAACGAUAGGUGGGACAUCCUGCCAUCUUCUUUCUACGAAGUGACUUUCCAAUGGUUAUUGCAGCGUCAAAUCUCAAGCGACGGUCCAAUGACUUUGAUGACGAACAACGAAGGCUUUGAUCCAGAAGAUCAUGGGGGGUUCCAAGGGAGAGAGAACAAGUUCGCGGAUACAUGCUACGGGUUUUGGUGUCUCAAUUCUUUGGAGAUCCUUGGGCCUCAAACUUCGGCAAGGUUUGAGGGCCAUGACUUCCUUGUGGAUUAUUUAUUGAACAAUACUCAAAAUAAGCUACUUGGUGGAUUUGCCAAAAACGACGAAGAUGAUCCAGAUUUAUACCAUACUUUCCUUGGCUUAGCUGCACUCGCCACAAUAUCUGGAGAUUUUGACGGGACGACGUUUUUGCCACAAAACAUCUCGAGAGCUAUGAAACUAAAUCGCCUUUGA